AUGACUUCUGAUGCCCUCCUAGACCUGCUCUCUACUGGGCACGCAGGCAUUCCAAACUAUUACUGUGGGAAGACGAAUAAUCUGUUGGCUGUUCUUGAAGAUGCUGAACCUGAUAUUUCUAGAUAUAUGUCAACUGUGUCAAGCAUCUACAAAAUCCCACAGGCAAGUUAUGGAUACACUGUUCAUGCUCUUCAUGAUAAAACUCAGUUCCCCUUCUUCUACCAGAUGGCCCCCAAAGUAGACCCCCAGAAUCUGGGGAUUGUCCAACUGCUCCUACACUUCAGAUGGACGUGGAUUGGUCUCUUUGUUCCAGAGAAUGACAACGGAGAGUGGUUCCUGAGUAUCCUGACAGCUCUGAUGAUCAAGAGCAGCAUUUGUGUUGCCUUCUCAGAAAGCAUCCCAAGGCAGACCACCGCAAUGUUUUCCAUCCGUACCGCUUCACUUUUCAUGUGGGCACAAGUCAACGUAUAUGUGUAUUAUGGGGAGAUCCGCUCCUUUCUUGGUCCACUAGAUAUGAUACAACAGAUAAUUGUACAGUUGAUGAAACCCAUUGUGGGGAAAGUCUGGAUCACAACAGCUCUAUGGGACAUUGCCUUGCCUUUGGCUCACACUAAUGUCAAUUUCCAGCACAUCCAAGGGUUUUUUUCCUUCUUAGUCAGAAACCAAGGAAAGGCAAAAUUGGGCAAGUAUGAACCACUUUCUGCUGUCACAAAAAUUGUGAAGGAAGCCUUUCGCUGUGUCUACUUAAAACCAGUGUUGUCUGUGAGAGGGCGUAUAAGGUGCAGGGAAAAAGAGAAUCUGGAGACCCUGGACCAGGAUGCAUUGAAAGAAAGCCUGUCUUUUGAAAGCUACAACAUUUACAACACUAUCCAAGUUGUGGCCCAUGCCUUAAAUGCUGCUUAUUCAUCUGGAUCCAGGUGGAGAAGGGUGACGGGUGGAGAGAGGCUAGAAUUUCAAAGGCUAAAGGCCUGGCAGACACUUCCUCAGGCAAGGUGCACUGACAGCUGUCGCCAGGGAUAUUCCAUGGAGGUUCGGGAAGGAGAGCCAAUUUGCUGCUAUAAUUGUGUUGCCUGUGCAGAAGGGACCAUCUCCUCUCAAGAAGAUGCAGAACACUGCACCAAAUGUCCAGAUGAUCAGUAUCCAAACAAGGAUCAGUUUCAAUGUAUUCCCAAACUGAUCACCUUUCUGGCUUAUGAAGACUCUUUGGGAAUAGUCCUGGCGUCCAUUGCUCUAUUCUUGUCCUUAACCACUGUCUUUGUGUUAAGAGUCUUUAUUAAAUACAAACACACUCCCAUAGUCAAAGCCAACAACCGGGAUCUCUCCUACAUCCUCCUGGUCUCCCUCCUGCUCUCCUUCUUGUCCUCCUUCCUGUUCCUUGGGCAGCCAAGAGAAGCCACCUGCCUUCUCCAGCAAAUAACCUUCUGUGUGAUCUUCACAGUUGCUGUUUCUUCUGUGUUGGCAAAAACCAUCACGGUGGUGCUGGCCUUUCUGGCUACAAAGCCAGGGAACAGGGUGAGGAGAUGGCUGGGGAAGAGUCUGGCCAACUCCAUUGUCCUUUCCUGUUCCAGUGUCCAAGUUGUCAUCUGUACCAUCUGGUUGGGAUACUCACCCUCGUUUCCAGACUCUGACAUGCACUCCCAGAUGGGAGAAAUUAUUCUGCAAUGUAACCAAGGGUCUGUGGCCAUGUUCUAUGGUGCCCUCGGCUACAUGGGCUUCCUGGCUGCCAUCUGCUUCACGGUGGCUUUCCUAGCCAGGAAGCUGCCUGGGGCUUUUAAUGAAGCCAAGCUGAUCACCUUCAGCAUGCUGGUCUUCUGCAGUGUUUGGGUGUCCUUUGUUCCCACCUACCUGAGCACCAAGGGGAAGUACAUGGUAGCUGUGCAGGUCUUCUCUAUGUUGGCCUCUAGUGCUGGGCUUCUAGGCUGCAUCUUCAUUCCCAAGUGCUACAUUAUCAUCCUCAGGCCUGAUCUGAAUACAAAGGAGCACCUGACGACAAAUGCUAAGGAUAGCAUCUGA
Molecule: messenger RNA, 2013 nt
Organism: Zootoca vivipara (common lizard)
Lineage: Eukaryota; Metazoa; Chordata; Lepidosauria; Squamata; Lacertidae
Source: RefSeq, a predicted model, not a curated record